GAAGGUGAGAAAUGGGAAACCCCAAUUCUAAUCCUCCUCCUUCUUCUCCUUCUGCUUCAAUCCACCAUUUCAGCCACCCACAUCCCUUAGAGUUACAAGUACUCUCUAAAGUACCUGUUUCUAAGCCCAAACCAGUAGCUACAAAUGUUACAGUUUCAUGUGCAGGUUGCAAGUUUAAUGCUUCUGAUACAUUCUAUGCCUGUAAGCCCUGUAACUACAACCUUCAUAUAGCAUGUUCUAAUAUGGCUCAAUACAUCAACCAUCCUGUUGACCCACAUCACACACUUACUCUCCUCCCUGUUCCUGCAUACCCAGAUGGGAAUUUCAAUUGUGAUGCCUGUGGCAGAUCAGGGAAUGGAUUUUCCUACCAUUGUCAGACCUGCAACAUAGAUAUACAUGCUCUCUGUGCUCUUAUGCCAUUGUCUGUUAAUCACCAAUCCCACCAUCACCCACUUACCCUUACCUUCUCACCUCCUUACCAGAGCAAGAGCUUCUCUUGUGAUAUAUGUCAGCAGAUGGGUUCUAAUUAUUGGCUCUAUAGGUGCAAUUUAUGUGAAUAUGAUGCUCAUCUGAGUUGUGCCAGGACAAAGUCCCAAAAACCACUACAGACUCAGACUCAGCCGAUUCAACAACAAAUGGGAAUUGCAGUCCCCCAGCCCAUGACACCACCGCAGACUCAACCUCAGAAUCGUCCGAUUCAUCAACAAACACCAAAGAGAACUGCAAUUCCCCAACAACCACAGCUGGCUCAGGCUCAGGCUCAGGCUCGGGCUCAGCCUCAGACUCAGCCGCAGCCUCAGGCACAGCCGAUUUAUCAACCAACACAGAGAACAGCAAUUCCCCAGCAACAGGCUCGGACUCGGCCGAUUUAUCAACAAACAGUACAGAAUACUGCAGCUCCCCAGCAACCACCAUUGACUGAGACUCAGACUCAGCCCCAGCCUCAGACUCAGCAGAUUUAUCAACAGAGACCUGCAGCUCCCCAGCUGACUCAGCCUCAGCCUCAGACUCAGCUGAUUUAUCAACAGAGACCUACAGCCCAGCUGACUCAGACUCGGCCUCAGCCUCAGCCUCAGCCAGCUUAUCAACAGAGACCUGCAGCUCCCCCGCUGACUCAGACUCGGCCUCAGCCUCAGACUCAGCCAGCUUAUCAACAGAGACCUGCAGCUCCCCAGCAACCACCACAGAUUCAACCUCAGCCUCAACCAAUUUAUCAACAACCAAUACAGAGACCUGCAAUGCCCCAGUAUCAAUCUGGGCCUCAGUUGAGACCUGCACCUGCCUACAUGCCUUCAAACAUGAUUAACCCAAAUCAGGUUAUGUAUGGACCUGCUGGGGCUGGUCAGAGAAGUAUGCAGCCAAUGCAGGGAAAUCGCAAUAGUUUUAUGAACACUGUCCUUCAGAGUGCUGUCACUGGUGCAGCUUCGCAGAUUGGUAGGACUUUGGCGCAAGAUAUUAUGGGUGGAGGCGGUAGUGGUGGUGGCGGCGGCGGUGGUGGUCUUCUGGGUGGUCUUUUUGGUGGUGGUGGUGGUGGUGGUGGUGGAAGGGAGCCAAACCAGUAUAAUGAUUAUGGUAACCCAAACCAGUUUGAUCAGUAUGGAGCUGCAGGGCAUGAUCCUGACUAUGGUAACCCAAAUCAAGUCGAUCAGUAUGGAGGUGUUGAUCAGUAUGGAGCUGCAGGGCAUGAUCCUGACUAUGGUAAUCCAAAUCAAGUUGAUCAGUAUGGAGCUACAGCUCAUGAUCCUGAUCUUGGUAAUCCAAAUCAUGUUGAUCAGUAUGGAGAUGUUGAUCAUUAUGGGGCUGCCGGGCAUGAUAGUGAUUUAUAUCCCCCAAAUCAAGUUGAUCAGUAUGGAGCUGCUGGGUAUGAUAAUAGUCAUAUUGGUGACCCAAACCAGGAUGGGUAUAACCCUAAUGAGGGUGCUUAUGAAGAUACAGGGGCUGAUCAGAUAAGUAUGCAGGAAAGUGUUGAUAUUAGUAGCAGUUAUGAUGAUGGUGAUGGUGGUGGUGGCUGUGAUUUUAGUGCAGAUUUUUCAGCAAGCUAUGAUACCGGUGGUGGUGGUGCUGAUUUUAGUGCAGAUAUUUCAGCAAGCUAUGAUACAGGGGGCGGCAGUGCCGAUAUUAGUGCGGAUUUUUCAGCAAGCUGUGCUGUCAAUGAUUGAUGAUAUGCAAAUGUAUAAGAUGUGUAAUUCAAGAUCCACGGAUGGUGACGGAGCAUACGGUUGGACAUUUAGUUGUGUUGAAGCUUGAAUAAGAGAUUGUCUCCUCGUUUUACCUUCAGUUCACAUGGUUCUUUUCUUGUAAUUUCAUUUUCUUCAAAUUUUUAUUUCUCAAAUAAUUUGUGAACCAUAUGGCAUAAUUGA
This is a messenger RNA of Macadamia integrifolia, 2360 nucleotides long. RefSeq names its product glutenin, high molecular weight subunit PW212-like. NCBI's taxonomy places the organism in Eukaryota, Viridiplantae, Streptophyta, Magnoliopsida, Proteales, Proteaceae. The coding region runs from base 12 to 2159 and encodes 715 amino acids. The record is from RefSeq and is a predicted model, not a curated record. The transcript has 2 exons.